AUGACGAUCGAAGUCGCGGCUACUGCCUCGCCCGUCUUGAGGAGGGCUCGGCCCGAGCGACGACCGGUAUCUUCAAGGUUGCGGGAAUCAGCACCCGCCCGACGCCCAGCGCUCUCCCGCCUGAGCGGUUCAGGCUCCCGGCAGCCGACAGAACAGGGGGAGCGACCGCGCUUGAGCGCCUUAGACCGGUUAGACCCGCCGGCGAAAGAAGCGCGCAGAUCGUUGCAACUGCCGACUGCGAGCGAUGCCGAUUCCAGUGAGGCCAGUUCGUCUGACUCACGGCGGCGCCGACACCAGGACCCGGCCCGCUCGUCGGGUCUGUCCCGCGGAGUGUUGGAUAAAGUCCGCGCAGAGUUUAACCAGUGGAAGCAAGAACAUAGCGACGAUCGUACUGCUGAACGGGCGACCAAUUUGCUACGCACACCCUUCACUUCAGAGCUCAUGAGCCAGUCGUACCCGAUCGACCUGCGAGUCCCCGGGGAUAAAGAGUACGCCGGCAGAUCGGACCCCGAGCAGCACGUGAACCUUUAUUACGGCAACAUGUUGAUGAUGGGAGUGUCCGAGGCAGUAAUGUGCCGGGCGUUUUAUUCAACAUUGACCGGACGUGCGGCGGAGUGGUUCCGUACUCUGGAGCCAGGUUCCAUUUCCAAUUUCCAGGACCUAGCCCGGAGGUUUGUUGAUCGUUUCGCCAUGUCAAAGACCGUGAAGAAGCAUUUCUCGCAUCUGGAAAAUGCCAAGCAGUUGGAUGGUGAACCGCUCUCCGUAUUUAUCGAACGCUGGAAUAAGGAAAUGGCGGAGAUCGAGCCUGUAGAUGAUGUCACCGCCACUAAUCUCUUGUUCAACUCUCUGAGGGCGGGAAAUUUGUACCAGGAUCUUAUCCUCCGGCCUCCGUCCUGUUACGAGGACACCGUGCGCAGGGUGGUCGCCCACGCCACCGCCACAGAGGCGAACUCGGCCAAAAGAAUGAUGGAGACUGAGGGGCCGAGGAGGGAUCAAAGUCAGCGAGAUAGACGCCCGAACAAUCCGCGACAGAAGGACCGCGAUGGAAACUCGAUCUACACCCCGUUGACCAGACCGGUUGCAGAAGUCUUACAGUUCGCCCAGAAUUGUCAUCUGAUUCAGUUGCCCGCCCCGGCCAGAGACGGCCCAGACAAAGAUAAGUACUGUGCGUAUCACCGCAAUCGGGGACACGACACCGAAGAGUGUCACGUGCUUAAGGGCCUGAUCGAAGACCUGCUGCAGACCGGAGAAUUGGCCCAGUUCGCUGAGAAGAAGAAGAAGAACCGGCGAGGUGGAGAAAAUACUUCAAGAAGGAUAAGGAUAAGAAAGACAAGGAUCCCGACCAGGAUAGAGAGCCUCCGGCAGCCGCUCAAAAGCAGGUUAUUCAUGUGA
Molecule: messenger RNA, 1392 nt
Organism: Ipomoea triloba (trilobed morning glory)
Lineage: Eukaryota; Viridiplantae; Streptophyta; Magnoliopsida; Solanales; Convolvulaceae
Exons: 1
Coding region: 1-1392 (463 amino acids)
Source: RefSeq, a predicted model, not a curated record